Messenger RNA from Diversispora eburnea, 338 nucleotides. NCBI's taxonomy places the organism in Eukaryota, Fungi, Glomeromycota, Glomeromycetes, Diversisporales, Diversisporaceae. The record is from the annotation of a GenBank genome assembly.
UAGAACAGGGUUUAAUAAGUGAAUUGCUUGAAUUUAUUGCCGAAGGUAGUCACAAAGUGGCUAGGAGCAACGACACCAUGAUCUUACAAAAUUCGUAUUCAAUAUCUGGUAAACAAAUUUCUGGUACCCUAUUCCACAAUAAUGAUAUGACAAGUGAGGAUGAUUUAAUUCCAGACAGCUCACCUUAUCUGGCGCAUUCAUUCAGCAAGGCAGAGAAAACUGGACGGAAAGAAAAAUUACGAUGGUAUUGUUAUAGCGAGAAAUGUGAAAAAAAGGUUUCAACUCUUAGUUCCGAAAAUAAUAUUAGUGAUCAAAUGGCAAGAACACAAAAUAUAUGA